Schistosoma guineensis is the source of this 817-nucleotide messenger RNA. Lineage: Eukaryota; Metazoa; Platyhelminthes; Trematoda; Strigeidida; Schistosomatidae. The record is from the annotation of a GenBank genome assembly.
UCUAAGGGUCCCCGUCAGCGCUUAUGUUCUAAGUGAUGUAUAGACCACUGAGAUUUUGACCUUAUGGCAGCAAAGUCGAAAAGGUUACUGAAAGUUAUAGAUGGAAUACGUUCUUGGAAUAUUAGCUCGUCUCAACCAAAUUCGUCACCAAAGUCAGCCAUUGAAAUCGACGAGUAUUUAAAGAGUGAACAUUUCCAAGUUGGAAAGGUAGAUAUUUAUUUUCUGAAUGAAAAUAAUGUCCUCAUACUCGUUUUCUAUUGAUAUCUUUUUUCAGAUCUCUGCGCAUGGUUUUCCUCACCAACCGACUUGCAUCGCUUUUGAUCCCGUUCAACGAAUUGUUGCUGUUGGAACGAAGUGUGGGUUCAUCAGGAUUUUCGGAAGACCAGGUGUAGACUGUAGCAUCUCUCAUCCCUCAGCGUCUGCUGUCCUUCAAAUAUUCUUUCUCGUCAACGAGGGUGGAUUGGUUUCGAUUUGUGGUGACGACGUUGCACACUUGUGGAACAUAAGACAGAAGAAUCCAGAAAUAGUACACUCUUUACAGUUCAAACGUGAACAUGCUAUUCCCUAUACUGCGAGAAUCAGUGCUCUUGAUUUCAUCACAAUCCAGUCACCUUUCCUCACGUGGUUGAAUCUCAAUGAACAAGCAUUCCAGCCAGUGUAGCUCGGGUGGGUCGGGUAGUAAUUAAACCUGACUACUGCAUCAAGUGGCCAGGUAUAAUUUCUGGUUUAAUUUUUUAAAUGUAAAUCUAGCUGAUUUUUAUGAAUUGUUGCAUACACGACAAAAGGUGAACUUGUGGAGGAGGCAUACAACCAUGAC